Messenger RNA from Cucumis sativus (cucumber), 2102 nucleotides. Its product is annotated as 7-deoxyloganetic acid glucosyltransferase. The transcript has 2 exons. Gene Ontology annotation, molecular function: UDP-glycosyltransferase activity. NCBI's taxonomy places the organism in Eukaryota, Viridiplantae, Streptophyta, Magnoliopsida, Cucurbitales, Cucurbitaceae. The record is from RefSeq and is a predicted model, not a curated record. Bases 588 to 2024 code for a protein of 478 amino acids.
UGGUCCGUCAAUGAAAUCUUCACCUACGGGACACCAGAGAGAUCGACGAACAACAGGAAAAAAUGUGAAGUUAAAGAAAUGGGUGUAGAUGAAAAUAGCGUGAAGAAGAUGAUAUUGAAGGAUGGAGAAAAACGAGAUGGGUGCCGAAGAGGGUAAAAAAACCGUCACAUAUGGAGAAAUCGGUUGAAAGAAAAAUGGAUUUUGAGAAAAUAAAUUUGGACAAAAUGGUGAGAGGAAAAGUGCGAUCAUGAAGAGAGAAUCACUUAUGGAUUGAAUGUAGAAGAGGAAGCGAAUGCAAUGGAAAUAAAGAACAUGAGAGGGAUUGGUAUUUUGUCUGGGGUGGGAAGAAGAAAGAGAAGAUUAUGUUGGAAAUGAAAGUAUUAAGGGAGAAAGUGGAGCAAUAAAUGAUGAAAAUAGGAAAGAAUGAGGAUUAUUUGUAUUCCUUCCUCUUCCCUUUAAUUGGUGGACCAAACAAGAAAAAGAAAUCAUUUUCUUUCCUUUACUUUUACUCCCAAAACGGCUGAAGUUGAAAAAGUAUAUACAAUCGAACUAGAAAUAGAAGGCAGCAUAGUGAGAAGUGGAUACUGAUGGAGAACGGAGAAAUGGAGCCUCAUGUUCUGAUCUUCCCCUUCCCAGCUCAAGGCCACGUCAACUCUAUGCUUAAACUCGCCGAGCUUCUUACCCUCUCCGGCCUCCGUAUCACCUUCCUUAAUAUCCUCCGAAUUCACCAAAAACUCACUCUCCACACAGACAUUCAAUCUCGUUUCUCUCGAUUUCCCAAUUUCCAAUUUCAAACCAUCACCGAUGGCCUCGAUAAUCGCCUCAUCGACAAAUUCUCUGACUUGAUCGACAGUUUGAAAUCCAUCACCAUGCCCCUUCUCAAGCAGAUGCUGCUCUCCGGUGAAUUCGGUCCGACUCCCACUUGUAUAAUUCUUGAUGGGCUUUUCAAUUUCAUCGUCGAUGUUGACGCUCAUCCUAACAUCCCUGUUUUCAGUUUCCGAACGAUUAGUGCUUGUUCUUUCUCGGCUUAUUCAUUUGUUCCCAAACUCAUUGAAGAUGGUCAGCUUCCGAUUAAAGGGGAAGAAGAUAUGGAUAGAAUCAUCAGCGGUAUGGGUGGGAUGGAAAAUGUUCUCCGAUGCAGGGAUCUCCCAAGCUUCUGCCGACUGGAAGACCCAUUUGAUCCAGGUCUUCAACACGGCGUGACACAAACCAUACAAAGCUUUAAAUCCCGCGCUCUGAUAUUCAACACGUUUAAUGAUUUGGAAGGACCGAUUUUGUCGUCUCUUCGAAGUCGAUGCUCAAAUAUCUAUGCUAUCGGACCUCUCCACGCCCACCUGAAAACCAGGCUUUCCGGUGAGAUAUCUCCGGCGUCAUCAGUGUCUUCUAAUGGCCUCUGGGAGGUGGAUCGGAGCUGCUUGGCAUGGCUUGACGAUCAUCCGCCUAAAUCUGUCAUUUACGUUAGCUUUGGAAGCGUUGUAGUCAUCGGUGAUGAUCAAUUUAGGGAGUUCUGGCAUGGAUUGGUGAAUAGCGGGAAGCGGUUUCUGUGGGUUAUGCGGCCUAAUUCCCUUGCCGGAAAAGAUGGAGUCCCAGCGGACUUGAAGGAGAAGACAAACGAAAGAGGUUAUAUAGUAGAUUGGGCGCCGCAAGAGGAGGUGUUGGCCCAUAAAGCCAUUGGAGCGUUUUUGACUCACAGUGGAUGGAAUUCGACUUUAGAGAGCAUAGUUGCCGGCGUGCCGAUGAUCUGUUGGCCUCAAUUUGCGGAUCAGCAAACGAACAGCCGAUACGUGAGUGACGUUUGGAAGAUUGGGUUGGAUAUGAAGGAUGUUUGCAACAGAGAAACAGUGACAAAGAUGGUGAAUGAUGUAAUGGAAAAUAGGAAAAAUGAAUUGAUGGGUUCUGUUAUUGAAAUGGCAGAAUCGGCUAUUACAAGUGUGGAAGAAGGUGGAUCGUCUUAUUGUGAUUUGGAAAGAAUGAUUAACGAUAUUCGAUUGCUUUGUAAACGGCAGAGAGAUACCAUUGGUUAAAACGUCAUCUCUGUAUGUGUAAGCUUAUAUAUGUAUCGUGUCUAGUCGAUAAUUUGCUAUAAAAACAUAAUUAUUAAA